AAACCAGAACAACCAUUACCAAAACAAAUGUGUUCCUGUUACUGUACAGAUGUGAGGGAGUACGAUGCCUAUGUCAUCUACCAGACGCAGAGCUUGGACAAAGUCACUGAGGACAAACUUUGCUGGUUCAUCACAGUGAUUUUGCCUUCUGUCCUUGAGGAAAAGUGUGGAUAUCAACUCUUCAUCCAUGGGAGGGAUGACAUACCUGGGGAAGACUGUUUGGAGCAGGUGGAGGAACGCAUGGAGCAGAGCAGGAGGCUGAUGAUCAUCCUCACACCAGGUUCAGGAUCAGAUUCUGAGAUCAUAGACCAAUGUCCCGCCUCAGCCCAAAACUCAAUAACAGGAAGUUGUGACUGGCAGGUAGGAGUAAUUAUAAGUUAUCUCAAGAUGUUAAGUUAAUAAACCUCACAAAAACAUUGAGAUCAA
Messenger RNA from Monopterus albus (swamp eel), 426 nucleotides. RefSeq names its product interleukin-1 receptor type 1-like. NCBI's taxonomy places the organism in Eukaryota, Metazoa, Chordata, Actinopteri, Synbranchiformes, Synbranchidae. Bases 28 to 399 code for a protein of 123 amino acids. The record is from RefSeq and is a predicted model, not a curated record. The transcript has 2 exons. Gene Ontology annotation, biological process: signal transduction.